AGUGGUUAGGAGUAGGAGGUCGGAGGUACUUUUGGAACGCACCCGUGGAGUUGGCAGUAACACGCCUUAUUGUUGGCCUUCAACCGCGGAAGAAGAGACGAAGAAGAAGUGGCAGCUUGUAAGACAACUUUCUACUUCCCGGUCCUCCCAGCUGGGAAACAUGUUCCGUGUGGGAUCACGGGGACCCGGGCUGAGGGGCCUGCUAUCGGACGCGUUAGGGAAAUAAAGAGAGGCUCGUCGGUUUAGACCAUGCGGGCAACUUUAAUCCGGAGGCUGGUGAAGUUACUCAGCGCUGCCGCUGUGCUGGCCCUGACUGCGCAUAUCUUAGCGAGCUCACUGAGUAAACAGACGCCAGAGCCCAGCCCGCUUCCCCCGGAGGAGUACCGUCUCGUAGACCCUCAGACAUACCGCUACCUCCUCAAUCAGCCCAGUGUUUGCAGGCACAGGAGCCCCUUCCUAUUGUUCAUGGUGCCCGUGGGGGCUGAGGACGCUGCGGCACGGGAGGCCAUCAGGAAAACGUGGAGCGCCUCUGGCCGGGACACCCUCACUCUUUUCUUUGUGGGGAUCCCACAGAGGCCACAGAUGUCGGCCCUCCAGCAGAAACUGGAGGAGGAGAGCAGGCAGCAUGCAGACAUCGUCCAGAUGAACUUUGUGGAUAAUUACCACAAUCUGACAAUCAAAACCAUGAUGAUGAUGAGGUGGCUGGCUACUUACUGCCCCGGUGCGUCCUACGCCAUGAAGGUGGAUGCAGACAUCUUCGUUAAUGUCUUUUACCUGAUCCAGUGGCUGAGGAACUCCCCCAAGGAGAACUUCAUCACAGGGUCGGUGAUCCAGGAUGGCAGGCCACGGCGGAAGCCCAACAGCAAGUGGUACGUGUCAGAGGAGCUAUAUCCAGAGGAGAGCUUCCCCUCCUACGUGUCUGGAGCCGGUUACGUGUUCUCCGCUGACCUGGCAGCCAGGAUCUCCUGGGCCUCCAGGUUUGUGCGGGUCAUCCCUUUGGAGGAUGUCUAUGUGGGCUUGUGCUUGCGGAUACUGGGUGUCAGGCCUGUGUACGCCUACAGCCUGCCGUUCUUCAGAAGCCUGUUCGAAAUCAAAAACCUGAAGUACGACAGGUGCACCUUCGCCAAGUUGAUCAUUGCUAAUGGCUUUAAGGCACCAAAGCUGCUGAGGGUUUGGCAGGACUUUGCCAAAAGCCACGAAAGAUGCUGAUCACAUUUACCUGGUGCCUUACCAGGCAAUUCUAAGAGAGUAAGUCUGCUGCAAAGGAAAGAAGGCCAGCUGAUACACAGAGGUUAGGGUGGCAAACAGCAUCAGCUGAUCAGUCUAUCAACAGAAAAAUAUCUUCUUGAAAACCUUUUAGGUCUUAGUUUAGACUCAUCCUCAUCAGUCUCCUUACUCAAUACUGAAUAUUUGGCUUUUCAUAAACAGAAUUAUAGCAGAUAUGUUUUCAAAUCUACUAAUAAAAAGAAAAAUGGGAACAUUUUUGUAUUAACACUCAACUCAAAAGUUAAUCAAGUACUCAUUUAGGCUAUAAAAAAACCCUUUUGUGAUAAGUUAAGUGUUUAAUUUAUUUCUGUGCCAAAAGUUUGGCGGUUCCACCUUGUCAAAUGUGACACUUUGAUAUUUCCUUUUUGUCAUAAAUUACACUAAACUCAAUCAGAUGAGUUGCUGAAGAAUAUGAUCGCUGUAGGGAAAGUGAGAAUGAAAAUGGUUGUUGCCUUAAAUUUUAAAACUGAUGAGGAAAGAAAGUAUGUUGAAAAGUUGCUCAACUCAGACAUGUCACUAACAUCAAAGAUCAGAUGUGCCUAAACACUGAUCAGAAUAAAACCCUGCCAGUGAGUACUGAUCUACCUCCUUGGGCUAAGGCCACGUUAAGACACAGCUUUAAACCUUAGCUUCAGUUAGUAAGUCACACAUUCAUUUAAAAAAUGACUUGCCACCUUUUUUACUUUGUGAUAUUAUUUUUUGACCCAAAAAAUAAUCAAAGAGUUAAAAAUGUGACCGAAUUUUCUGUUUGACUCAUCAGUGGGCUCAACAUCUAUGUUACAGUCCCUUCCUUGAGCAAUCAACAGUUCUGUGAUCUUUGAAAGAAAAUGUGUAUUCACUGCAGUGCUUCAGCUUCUUUUACUGCUCCUAGCCUAUGCCAAAGAAGUGCUUCUAUACCAAAGGUUCUUUGAAAGUAUUUUCCUGUUAGUGCCUGAUGGGUUUAGGGUCUAUGUGUACGUGGAGUCACAAAACCCAGCACAACACAGUACUUUUUGCUUCCUGUUUGAAUUGGCGACAGGAAGUUAUGGUAAGUCGCUCAGUUAAGACUCAUGGAUGCCCCCUCCUCUGAAGCAGUUUGCCCUUUUUAGAGUUCAGCAGCAAAAAAACAAAACAAAACAAAACACAGCAUUUCAAGAGAGCAAAGCUGUACUGACACACAUAUUUCUAAAGCAAAGCGUUCGGUGACUAGUCAUGUGUUGUCUGAAUUAACAUUUUGUUUUUGUGUGUUUGUCAGAUUUAGAUUAAGAUCAAAUCACGGUCCUCAGACCUGCACCGUGACGUUUGUUUGUACUGCAGAGAAAAAUACCAAAGAUACCUCACCAGUGGCUCGUGCACUGCACUUUAAGACGGGUUUGUCGGAAUGAUUCUCGAUGUGUUAAACAAAAAUGUCUAAAUUGCACUGAUUACUUUAUACUGCAAUCAAGCUAUGUGUAUCCCGCAGCUUUUUUUGUCAGGGUCCCGUUUACUCAUGCAUAGUAGUCAUACAUGACAAACCAGCAGGUGGCAGUAGUGACUUGAAGAUGAGAAAUCAGGUUUACUGCUGGUGAUUUAUUGUGAUAACUGUAGGGUGUUGCAGGGAUAAAAUGUCACCUGUGAGUUGGUUCAAUAUAAUUUUUGCCUGUCAAACAGGAAGCCUGAUCAUCCCUGUUUAAUAUUACUGCUGCUGCUGCUCCUUUGGAGGCUCCUUUGCCAACCUUGACAAAUGCUGUUUCUAUUUAGCGUGUAUAAUUUUUAUAUAAAUAAAACUUUUGGAAAAUGUGGAGUGGGGUGUUUGAGAUGUUAUGUGUGUUAAAUAGUGGAGGAAUUUUUCCAUUUUUGUUAUAUUAUUGCGCAAUAAUUUUAAAUGUAUCCUUGUUUAACCCUAUUGGAUUUGUUUUGGCCAUAAUUUAUUAUUCUGACAAAAUAUGAAUUGAAUGUGAUUUAUUGCAAUUCAGAAUUAUAACAAGCCAUUUGGUGAAUAGAUUACAUGGGCCAUCACACUAUAACAGUAUCCUGGUAGUGAUAUUAGAAUAGGACCCUCUGGAGGCUGGACGCUGGCGGUGAUGAAGAUGAAGAUGGUGGCUCCAGUGACUAUGGGGUGCUUUUGAGGAGGGCUGAUCAAAUGAGAAUCUGAAAGACAGAAGAGCACAGAGAAUGGAGGCUUAUUGGCUCAGAGAAGAGGGGAAAGAAGUUGAUUGGACAAGAGCAGAGAUAUCAGCAUUGAGUCUGACAGUAUGGGGAAGUGGAAGUGAUCUAAAGAACAGACACACAGCUAGAUUAAUGUUCUGAUUCUUUUAAAGCACAUUUCUAUUUAAUUUCAGCACUCAAAGUGCUUUCACGUCACUCCCACACACAACAUUUAUCUAACAUUUAAACACGUUCUGGUGGAUGCAUCAGGGGCAACUCAGGGUUCAUAUCGACAGGAAGCACCAGAGAUCAGUUCCCUAAUCUUUGGACUGCUACAUGAACUGCUUUACUGCCUGAGCCACAGCCACCUGAGAUGUGUGAUUACAGUUGUUCCCUAUUGAACCUGUGUAGCAGCUUCAUUUAUUAAACAUCCAUUGUAUUCAGUUUUGUCUUUUUCUGUUUUUGCUGUAACUAAAGAAUUUCUGAAUCUGUGUUACCCAGUAA
Messenger RNA from Haplochromis burtoni (Burton's mouthbrooder), 3876 nucleotides. RefSeq names its product beta-1,3-galactosyltransferase 8 (gene b3galt8). Gene Ontology annotation, cellular component: membrane. The transcript has a single exon. The record is from RefSeq and is a predicted model, not a curated record. Lineage: Eukaryota; Metazoa; Chordata; Actinopteri; Cichliformes; Cichlidae. Gene Ontology annotation, molecular function: N-acetyl-beta-D-glucosaminide beta-(1,3)-galactosyltransferase activity. The coding region runs from base 250 to 1209 and encodes 319 amino acids.